AUAAAAUAAAACCCUAGCACCAUCCCCUCACUCUCACGUCACGCUUGCCUGCCCAUCGCUGCUCGCGUCUCCCGCUGCAGCGUAUUUCGUUUUCUCUUUCGAUCUCCACUGCUCGCCGCCAUGGCCAGCACGGAUCCCGAGCGCAGAGACGAAGGGGAGACUGAGGCCGCCGGCGGCGACGACGAGGACACCGGCGCCCAGGUCGCCCCCAUCGUCCGGCUCGAGGAGGUCGCCGUCACCACCGGCGAGGAGGACGAAGACUCCCUUCUCGACCUGAAGGCGAAGCUCUACCGAUUCGACAAAGAGGGGAACCAGUGGAAGGAGCGGGGCCAUGGGAGCGUGAAGCUUCUGAAGCACAACGAGACGGGAAAGGUCCGGCUGGUCAUGAGGCAGGCCAAGACUCUCAAAAUCUGUGCCAAUCAUCUAGUUCUUCCAACGACUAAGAUGCAGGAGCAUGCUGGGAAUGAUAAAUCCUGCGUGUGGCAUGCCACGGAUUUUUCCGAUGGCGAACUGAAGGAGGAGAUGUUUGCUAUUCGCUUUGGAUCUGUAGAAAACUGCAAGAAAUUCAUGGAAAAGGUUGAAGAGAUUGCUGAAUCACUCGGCAAAAAUGAAGAGAAAGAGAGUAAGGAUGCCUCAGCUGCUGCAGGUCUUAUGGAAAAGUUGACUGUCGGUGAAAGCAAAACCGAGGAAAAUGCAAAAAAAGAGGUGCCUAUUGCUGCUGAUGAAAAGAAGGAAGAAGAGAAACCAAAGACAGAAACAAAAGCUGAAGAACCAUCUUCUGCAGCUUAGGCCUGAUGGUGUUAUGCUUUUGAAGAGCACAUUAUAUAUUUUCCUCACCUUCUCUUUAGGGUUUGUGGUCUAUCUUCACAAACUUCUUAGUUAUAUCAGAGACUGGAAAGUGGGACAAAAUGUGAUCAGAUAGAAUGGCCGAGUCAGUCUGUCUUCAGAGUCAGUUGUCUGAAAUCUUGUCAUGUAAUUAGUUGCUCAAACUUUCA
Molecule: messenger RNA, 995 nt
Organism: Phoenix dactylifera (date palm)
Lineage: Eukaryota; Viridiplantae; Streptophyta; Magnoliopsida; Arecales; Arecaceae
Product: ran-binding protein 1 homolog b-like
Biological process (GO): nucleocytoplasmic transport
Cellular component (GO): nuclear pore; cytoplasm
Molecular function (GO): GTPase activator activity
Source: RefSeq, a predicted model, not a curated record